CCUUGUCCCCUUCCUCUUGCUCUGCCUGAUAUACUUUCCUGUGUUAUCAGACGUGUAAGAUGCAGGCUGUGUCCUGGCAUUAGAUGCGCUGUGUGUUCGUAGCACAUGUGAUGCAGCAAACACCUCUACCAUUAUUUAUCCCCCUCGAUAUCGUUGCUAAGACGUGGACAUUUUCGAAAGUCCCCCUCCGCUGUUGAUCACCACCAUGGCUUCAUCCCAGAUCUCCGGAUCGACACUCAGGCUUCACGGUGCCCCGAACCAGUCGGAACACGAACAAACCAAUCCGUCCCUCUCGAGGACGGCGAUUCUGGUUAGAUUGAAUGAUCAAGUCAUACGUGACUUGCAACAAUGUGCCCAAGGGGGCAAGGCGGUGCAAUUGCUGGGCGGAAAGACACCGAAAAUUCGUUAUGGCGCAAGGUUGUUGGAGCUGAAUGUUCGCCCAGAGACAUUCCGUCAUGAAAUUUACUCGACCGACGGCUCCAAGGACCAACUCGGCUUCGCGGCCUUUGUAUCGCACCAUGCAGAGCUCAAGAUGCCUGCCGAGAAGAAGGCACAAGAAGACGGGCUCGGCGCUGAGGCUGCCUUGGAAGCUCUGAAACAGUCACUGGCAUCCAUGGCCAAGGAGAAAGAGGAAAGGAAGACGACAAUAAGUGGCCUUGUCGACGCUGGUGCCAAAAACUCGAGAUAUCUUCAACCCUCUUCCGCACGACCAAUCUCUCUCUCGCAUCGUUCUGCGUCAUCGUCAUCCACCCCCCGACCCUUGGCUCCCACAUCUGCUCCUUCUGACCCCAACACCCAAGCCAGAGAAAAGGGUAUGCGAUUCGCUCUCGUCCACUUGCUUGCCGUCAGACCCUUGUCCGAACAGGCCAUCCACCAAAAGACCCAUAUUCCCAACUCGCAACUGUCCUCCCUCCUUCCCAAGAUUGCUGAAAAGCAGGGGCUCGCCUGGCAAUUGUCCAACAAAGCGUACAAAGAGCUCGACCCUUGGUCUUUCAAAUACACCACCGAUCAACGAAACUUGGCAAUCGAUCACGCCAUCAGAGCCUUCGACCGAGCCAGGAUACCCACCAACGACAAAGCCUGGCAGACGCUAUUGCCCAAAGAGGAACGCAACAAAGGCAAGAUCCUCUCGCGCCUUCACCUGACUACCGAAAGGAUGGACCAAGCUGGCACACCUGGUCUUGCGCCAACACCUGUUCACGCCAGUGCUGCCGGUACGCCGAAGACUGGAAGCACCGGAACACCCCGGGGUACCAAUGGUACAACUGGAAGAUCUUCUGGUGGUUUUUCCAUCGAAAAGCGGUUGAAGGAGGUCCAGAAGAAAGGCGCUUUGGAAAAGAAAAAGCAAGAAAAAGAAGCUAAAGAAGCUGCUGCUGCUGCAAGUGAUCGUGAGAGCAAACCAAGAAACGUCACUGUUAAGAGAUCGAUACCAUCCAAGAAGGUUGCCCAGAAGAUCAAGUCCGAGGAAGUCGUACACAGCUCAGACGACGAGGAAGAAGGCGAAGUCAAAGACGAACCCAAGCGCAAGAAGGACGACCUGCCUAGGAAGGAGCCACCAAAGCCCAUCGCAAGGCCACGGCCUGCAGCAGCAGAGAGACGUGAGUCUUCUGCCAGUGAGGCUGCUGGCAUGGUCAGGGAUAUCAAAGCAAAGUCGAAGCUAUCGACCUCCGACAAGCUCGCCACAGGUGCUUCUGUGAGGAAAGACAGCGCAAUUUCCAAGGUCAAAACAGAUGCACAGCUUCCGGCCAAACCCGCUUCUCUUCCAAAGAAACCUGAAAGUGCAAUGGCAGCAAAGACAGCCACAAAAGCAAGAGACACUCCAGUCCAGAAACCCGUCAAGGCUGCCCCAACCACCCAGAGACCAAACAUCAGUCCACGAAGACUUACAGACACUAAGCCUAAAGUACCUUCUCCAUUGGGCACGAGUCCUCCGCGAAACGCCUCUGAUCACGUUGAAAAGCUUACCAAGCAACCACCUAAAUCAGUCGCUGCAAAUGUCACCAAGCCUGUCAGACCUACGGCCACUCAUAAAUCGUCAGAGCCACUGAAUUUCUUCGGCGGUGUCAAGCCCGGCUCGCAGUCCAAGAUCAUCACUAAGAAGCGCCCUCUUGAGUCUGAUACUGAUUCUGCCGAGCCUGUCAGGAAGGUAGUCAAAUCAACCACCUCGACUCCAGCCAAAGCCCCAUCCAGUGCGCCGGUAAAGACUCCUAUGGUGAAUGGCUCCGCUAAAGCAUCAGUGGCCAAGGUCCCGCCUACACCUUUGGUGGCUAACACAGACAAAUCUUUGAAGCGCAAAGCUAACGAUAUCUCCUCUGGGAUUCAUGAUCACGCCGCUCCUCCUUCAUCAAAGCACCGCAAGACAGACUCAGGAAGCACACACUCACACGCGGCGACAAACUCUUCGGUCGUCUCUCUUACCACUGCUCCCACCGUCUCGCCUCGCUCUUCUCCUGCAGCCUCGGAGUUAUCUGACGACAAUCUCGCCGGUGUUCUGAACGAUGACUACGAAGGCGGUCCGCUCACUUGGGAGCAAACUCGUGCUGCUGCUGAGACGUUCAGAAGCAAGCUAUACCCGGAGUACCUCGAGCUUUACCGUCGUAUCGAGCGGACCCCUAGUGACAAGGUCGCUAAAGAAGACACUGUACGUCUUUGGCAGCUGCACAACCGCCUCGAGGCUAUCAAGCAUCGUAUCGAAGUUGCUUGUCGCAGUGGUGACAAAAUCGAAAUCUGAGAACACAAACGUUCAUCUUUACAUUUGCAUUUAUUUGGAAGCCGGAGUUUUGGGCUACCACGAUCACUGGAUGGAAAACAUGGUGGAUUGGAAUGGGGGCGCAAUGCAUGUAUUUGGUUUCUGAUACAAAUGGCUUCUGCAAUCACAGUCUCACGACAACACAGCAUGGAGUUUUUCCUGUUCUUCGGGGGUGGAUAUCAACGUUGCAUAAACACAGAUCAAUAAAGACAUUACUUCAUCUAAACGCUCUGCUCACGUUGCCGC
This is a messenger RNA of Aureobasidium pullulans EXF-150, 2995 nucleotides long. RefSeq lists its product as uncharacterized. The transcript has 4 exons. The record is from RefSeq and is a predicted model, not a curated record. Lineage: Eukaryota; Fungi; Ascomycota; Dothideomycetes; Dothideales; Saccotheciaceae. Bases 206 to 2731 code for a protein of 841 amino acids.